This is a messenger RNA of Cynara cardunculus var. scolymus (artichoke), 777 nucleotides long. RefSeq names its product agamous-like MADS-box protein AGL80. The transcript has a single exon. Lineage: Eukaryota; Viridiplantae; Streptophyta; Magnoliopsida; Asterales; Asteraceae. Gene Ontology annotation, molecular function: RNA polymerase II cis-regulatory region sequence-specific DNA binding; protein dimerization activity; DNA-binding transcription factor activity, RNA polymerase II-specific. The record is from RefSeq and is a predicted model, not a curated record. The coding region runs from base 1 to 777 and encodes 258 amino acids. Gene Ontology annotation, biological process: positive regulation of transcription by RNA polymerase II.
AUGACUAGGAAGAAAGUGAAGCUUGCUUUCAUAACCAAUGACUCGGCAAGGAAAGCCACCUUCAAGAAAAGGAAGAAGGGUUUGAUGAAGAAGGUGAAUGAGUUGAGCACCUUAUGUGGCAUUGAUGCAUGUGCCAUCAUAUAUAGCCCAUACGAAGCUCAACCCGAGGUGUGGCCCAACAAUAUUGGUGUUCAGCGUGUUCUUGCUCAGUUCAAGAGGAUGCCAGAAAUGGAACAAAGCAAGAAGAUGGUGAAUCAGGAAAGCUUCAUCAGGCAGAGGAUCACUAAGGCGAAUGAGCAGCUCAAAAAGCAGAUCAAAGAGAAUCGGGAGAAGGAGAUGACUGAGGUGAUGUACCAAUGCUUGACCGGGAAAGGCUCAAUAUCAAACUUGAUCCUGCCAGAUUUGAAUGAUCUAGGUGGGUUGGUGGACCAAACGCUGAAAGACAUUUGCAGGAGGAUGGAAUCACUUAAGAAAGCAGUUCCUGGUAAAGCUGCAGCUGCACCACCACCACUACCACCUCGACCACAGACCAUUGUUAGUGGUAACAGUUUGAUCGCUGCUAAUGAAAUGAUGACAAGAGGAGUCGCGAUGCAUGCAUUGGAGAAAAGGCCUAUGGUCGAUAACCUGAGUGCUAUGGAGGGGAUGCAAAGGCCUCAAUGGUUCACAGAUUGGAUCAAUAAUCCGUCUGAACACAAUUUGGGUCUUGGUCCUGGGUAUGAGAUGGCCCCGUUUGUUGACAACCCCAAUCCCAUAUGGCCAAAUCCAUAUUUUCCUUGA